Messenger RNA from Lichtheimia ornata, 1977 nucleotides. RefSeq lists its product as uncharacterized. Lineage: Eukaryota; Fungi; Mucoromycota; Mucoromycetes; Mucorales; Lichtheimiaceae. The record is from RefSeq and is a predicted model, not a curated record. Bases 1 to 1977 code for a protein of 658 amino acids. The transcript has 6 exons. Gene Ontology annotation, molecular function: serine-type peptidase activity. Gene Ontology annotation, biological process: proteolysis.
AUGGUCGAAAUCAAGCCCUUUGGUUCAUGGCCCUCCCCCGUCAGUGGAGACUCAUUGUCAGGUGGCAUUUCAGCAGCCGAUAUCGUCGUCGAUCGGCAGAUUGUCUAUUGGUGUGAAGUGGUUCCUGCUGAACAAGGCCGUGGUCAGAUCUUUUAUCGUGCACCUGGCAAUGCUGAACCUACGCUAUUACUUCCUCUCGAGUACAAUUGUCGCACGCGUGUACACGAAUAUGGUGGUGGUAGCUUUACUGUCAAGAAUGGUCUUGUGGUGUUUUCCAACAAUAGCGAUGGUCGCUUGUAUACGGCCAAUCUCACGCAAGGAGGGGACAAUGUUGAUAUCAAGCCAUUGACACCUGACACUGGCAGCUUGAAGCGAUAUGGCGAUAUGCGUAUUGAUGAGGAUGGCCACUAUGUCGUUUGUGUGGAGGAGGAGCAUUUUGAGAAUGAGCAACCCAAGGAUGUGGUGAAUCGAUUGGUGUCCGUGAGCCUCAAGGAUGGCGCAGUGCAUGUAUUGGCUGAAGGCAAUGACUUUUAUACUUCUCCUCGUCUCUCUGGAUCCCGUAUUGCCUACAUCACCUAUAAUCACAGCAACAUGCCAUGGGACUUUACCAUGUUGUACCUUGCCGACUUCGCUGGCUCCAGCUUGAAAUCCUCAACUUGUAUUGCAGCCAAUGAUGAGAGUGUAGUGCAACCCGAAUUUGGUGUGGAUGGGACCUUGUAUUUUGCAUCGGAUCGUUCUGGAUUCUGGAAUUUGUAUCGCUACCAUGACAACCAGGUCAAGCUUUUGUUGCCGAGUCCUUUGGAACAAGAAUUCGCAGGUGCUUGUUGGGCAUUGAAUAUGGCGUGGUACAGACCAGCCGCUUGGGAUGCAAACAAGGUCAUCUGCAUGAACAAGGAUCAUUUGGCUAUCAUUGACGUUGACAAGCAAACCAUGUCCAACAUUGAAGCUUUGAAUGACUAUGUCGACUUUGAUUACGUAACCAGCUAUGCCAAGGAGGGUCAACAACAUGGUGGUGUGCUCGUAUUCAAUGCUACAUCGGAUCAAGCUCCUUGUGAACUAGUCGCUUUUGAUUGUGAAACGUCUACUCGUACAAUCCUUCGUGAACCCAAGGCACCCGCUCUUGAUCGUGAAUACGUAUCCCGUGGCCAAGAAAUCGAGUUCCCCACUGAAGAUGGAUUAACAGCUUUUGCUUACUAUUAUCCACCAAGAAAUCCACGCUAUCAAGGCCCUACAGGUGAAAAACCACCAUUACGUGUAUUGUUGCAUGGCGGCCCUACUGCAGUCACCAAUCGUGCCUAUAACCGCAGCAUUCAAUAUUGGACCACACGUGGCUUUGCUAUUGCGGAUGUCAAUUAUGGAGGAAGCACUGGCUAUGGACGUGCCUAUCGCAACAGGCUCAAGAAGAAAUGGGGUAUUGUCGAUGUCAAUGAUUGCUGUAACGCUGCCCUGUACCUGGUCAAGCAAGGAUGGGUCGAUGGAGAAAAGCUCACCAUUGUAGGUGGAAGUGCUGGUGGUUAUACAACGCUGGCAUCGAUUGCUUUUCGGGAUGUAUUCAAGGCUGCAUGCUGCAAAUAUGGCGUCUCAGACAUCACUUUGCUUGCCAAGGAAACACACAAGUUUGAAUCCCGUUAUCCUGAUGAGCUGAUCGGCAAAUAUCCCGAAGACGAGGCCAUUUACAAAGAGCGCUCGCCUCUCUUCUCAGCAGACUUGAUCAAGUGUCCUGUUAUCUUUUUCCAAGGCGCCGAUGAUAAGAUUGUUCCUCCUUCUCAAUCCGAAGUGAUGGUGGAUGCUCUAAAAAAGAAAAAUGUUCCUGUGAGCUAUGUUUUGUAUCAAGGCGAGGGUCAUGGAUUCCGUCGUGCUGAGAACAUCAAACGUACCGUUGAAUUGGAGCUUUGGUUCUAUGGACAAAUGUUUGGCUUCCCUGUUGAAGGCGUUGAAGGUGUAGAAAUAUACAACUUCCCCAAGAAUGCUGCUUAG